AUGCAGCUGAGACUUUGCGAUCCGUUCGGUCACUCCGGUUUCAGUCAAGAGACUCCUCAACUCAUACUUUCUCUCCUAAGCGACAUGUUGCAACUUGACUGGUUACCUGGAGCCAGUGGCAUAGCUGUCUCUUGUCCACAGACGGGAUGCCGCAAACCUGCCAGCCGUUCAUUGUCCACACAUUCUACUGGACGCGACGCAUCGAAUCUGCCAUCUAAACCAAGUGAGCCGGUUUCCAGUCCGCUUGGAUCAAAUGAAUUGGCGAUAACCGUCGACACUGUCGUCAACACUCCUAGCAACGGCUCGGCGCGGAAACUAACUACCUCGGAUAAUAUAACCAUGGGUUGUGUGUUGAUCGACAAAACGGGCCAUUCCCAGCUCACCCACUGCCGUGGCCUGUGUACAGCUCCUACAUCUGCACCUUUACCUUCUCGUCCUCUAAUCACAUCUCAUCCUACCACGUCGACAUUGGCGGGCGCGGUUAACUCACAUCCCACUUUCCCUACCACUGCAAACGCAUUCCUCACGCCUCAAUCUAACCCUCUUUCAUCGCCUCAUCCAGCACCAACCGAAGUGGCCGAUCAUUCUAUGUCAUUUCAGGCGGUUAUACCACCAAUUCUUCCCGGUGGAGAUUGCUGUUAUUGCCAUGAUGUUGGGGCAUGGUGGCAAGCGGCGGUUUUGCUCUGCCAACAUUUGGCCCCAGCCAGCCCACCCCCAUGGCCUGAAGUAGAACUGAAUGCAGAAAAAAUUGUCAAAAUUACCAAGUUUAAAGAAGUUCGAACCUGGCGUUGUGUUACAUGCACCGACAUCGCCAUCGGCACAGCUCCUCAGGCAGCGUCAUGCUGCCAGCCGAGCAGUCUUGUCGACUUUACCUCGAAGAAAGCGGAACCUUCGAAUGACGCUUUUGAGGUCACAUAUUUUCCAACUCUGGAGGAAUUAAUGUGUCUGCCUUCUAUCAUUCGUGUCAUCUAUCAACUAGUCAGGUGCCUUUACGUUCCCAAGGCAGCCUCCUCUGUCUCACCAGCCGCUAAUUCCCUCAUGAAAUCGACUGCACAGAGAAUGCACUCGACAACCUCUUCUUCGACUCAUUCGAGGUCCGGCCGACCUUCCUUACCUCAGUCAUCCCUCGGCUCCUGUUCAACCGCAAAAAAGGCCGCUGCUAGCCUUUCCGCCUCGUCCAUUCUGACCGAACUGGACACUGGCUGUCCGCCAGUGAUAGGGCGUUUAUUCUCUGGCCAGGUAUUGCUCUUAUUCAGCCCUCCUAGAGAUCCAGUCCGUCUGCAGGCAGUUAUCGAAUGCCUAUCCUUUCUCUUUCGUGUUGGUGAUGCUCUCACGCUCGUCUUUAAGGCAGCUGAGCGUGCCGUGGUCCGGGAAGCAGCCGCUGCGGCCGCAGCAGCUAGUGCAAGUAGCUCAACAGCAGGCGGCUUCCAUACCCUUGGUUCAUCA
Protopolystoma xenopodis is the source of this 1446-nucleotide messenger RNA. The record is from the annotation of a GenBank genome assembly. Lineage: Eukaryota; Metazoa; Platyhelminthes; Monogenea; Polystomatidea; Polystomatidae.